GGCCCAGCCCCCCCAACCCCAAUUGGCAGCAAUCACUUAGGGGAACGGAGAAUCAGUCACUAGUUUCCCACCCAGCACUGGAACCCUUAACCAGACAGCAGGGGGGGGGGGUUGGGGCCCGCCAAAAUGGUUCCAAUUGGGCCCGCCAAAAUGGUUCCAAUUGGGCCCUGCAGUUGGUAGGACCGGCCCUGUCUCUAAUUUUAUACAGGGCCAUAUUCAUGUUGCCUUCUGUAACUGCAACUUUCUUUGGAACUGUUCCACCUGCACUAUGUCCCUCUAAGGUGGCUUUCCUGUUUUACUAAAUCGACCUUCAAGAUGUUCUCUGGUGGUGUUGGUAUUUUGAGUCCAGUUACAUCUGUGUGCUUCCGAUUGUAUUCUUCAUAUAUUAAAAAUGCAAGGUACCUGUUUCACUUAAAGGAAAAUGAUGACAUUUGCCGGCAAGCUCUGAAAUUAGGAUCAUUUUAUCUCUUUCACAAUCUCUCUCCAUUCCUGCGAAACAUAGGCAGCAGCUAUUCUUUUCCAGCUGUCAGUUCUUCAGAGUUACACAAAAUUCUUAUUGAACAUGAGAGGAACGAGCAGAUGAUGGAGGAAUCUGUCCUUAUUGGCUGUUCGGAUUCUUGCUCUGCAGAAUUUGCCAUUGAUCUUGGAUCACUGGAAAGAUCAAGGUUGGAGACAGAAUUGGGUGGAAAAUUCACAGAUCUACGCAAAGCCUCUCUACAGCUUAGAGUAAAGGAUACUCCUCUGAUGUCACAGGCACAGGCCCUUCUUCGCUGGCAUGAGAGUCACCAGUACUGCAGUAAAACAGGGAAACCAACCCAAAAAAACCUAUCCGGGAGCAAGCGUGUCUGCCAAGGAAAUGGAUUGAUCUAUUACCCUCAGAUGUCCCCAGUGAUUAUCACUCUGGUAUCACACAGAAAGCGCUGCCUGCUUGCUCGACAGGACUCCUUCCCGGCAGGAAUGUACACUGCUCUCUCAGGUUUCUGUGAUAUAGGGGAAACACUGGAGGAGACAGUCCGGAGAGAAGUGGCAGAGGAAGUGGGGCUGGAAGUUGAGUCAAUCAGAUAUUCUGCAUCUCAGCACUGGCCUUUUCCUAACAGCUCACUAAUGUUGGCAUGCCACGCCACUGUGCUACAGGAAGAGCUCUGUAUUAACACAGCGGAAAUAGAAUCAGCAAAGUGGUUCAGUUUGGAAGAGGUGGAAGAAGCUCUAAAAUGGCAGAAGGUGCCUCCCAAACAGGAGGAUGGAACUGUACCUGUCUGGGUACCUCCAAAGCUUGCCAUUGCUAAUCAUCUCAUCCAGGAGUGGGUACAGGAGCAGAGAUCACACUUAAAGGACUGAUAGUGGUUUUUAUUAAGGACUUACAACUAGAUAUACGUGCUCACAGUCUGAAGACACUCACAUCCAUGGACUGAUUUUAGUGCAAGUGACUGGUGCCCUAGUGGCAUUCACAUUUGGUUUCAUAUGCAGGCAGACUGCUAUCACACAAGGACAGUAUGCACAAGAUCUAAGGUUAUGUGAGGGCCAGGCAAUGCUCAAGAUACGUUGUUGUACCUCUCUGAAGACUUGAUACCUCAUCACCUGUUGGCUUCUUACAGUAGCUUUUCAACUCCGAUGGUGCUCAAAACACAAGAAGUGCAAUAUAAUAUUUUAUUGUGCACACUCUAACAUAUACUAUCAAGCACUGGUGCUCACGCCCAAGAACAAAACUUUUGCAAGUCAAAGUUCACUACAGAACAUAAAAAAAACAAACAAAGGUGCACAGAUUCCUCUUGAUGGACCAGACAGAGCCCUAGACAUUUAAGUGCAAGGAAAAUCACACAAACUUUUGGGGAAAGCCCGUCUGUCCAAGGAACCAGCUUUAGGCCUUUCCAAUCAGAUGACUGGAUGAUAUUGCCUGCCAUCUAACUGAGUGUCAUUUAGCCGUUAUGCCUCCUGAGGCAGUGGAAGAUGCUUCCUCCCCCUCCUGUCUUCCUGUUCAGAUAUAGACAGUGAGGGUUCUGUUGUGUAUAAAGCACUGUUACCCUCACCUAGCUAAAAAAAAAAACUCAAACCAAAUGUUAAUAAAAAAAAAGAGUUUGUCUCUUCAAGUGUCUUAAGAGCCACCCCUACAGAUGGCUUUUUGCUGGCCCCUGGCCAGAUAAGGGUGUUACCGUAUUGCAGUGGUCCCCAACCAGUAGCUCGUGAGCAACAUGUUGCUCCCCAACCCCUUGGAUGUUGCUCUCAGUGGCCUCAAAGCAGGUGCUUAUUUUUGAAUUCUAGGCUUCAAGGAAACUUUUGGUUGCAUAAAAACCAGUUGUGUUGCCAAACAGAGCCUUCUGUAGGCUGCCAGUUCACAUAGAGGCUACCAAAUAGCCAAUCACAGCCCUUUGUUGGCAUUCUUGGGGAACUUUUUUCAGAUUAUGUUGCUCUCUGGCCCUUCUUACAUUUCAUUGUGGCUCAUGGGUGAAAAAGGUUGGGGACCCCUGCCGUAUUGCCUUGCCUUAUGGCAGAAGGGACCCUGAGCUUAGGGGAACUAUAGCGGAAAUAAAAAUGUGUCAGAUAUUCAUUGACAGUUAGAUCCAAUAUAUCUUAUAGGUGGCUUUCUUUACUAGCAGAGCUCGCUUAAACAAUUGAUUCCAGUACAAACAAAAUCUAACAAAAUAACUGCCUUUUGCACAAAUUCUGCAUGUAGAGAGUCAUGAUUUCUGGGGAUUUUAAUAGCGUGAGCU
Messenger RNA from Xenopus laevis (African clawed frog), 2708 nucleotides. It is a transcript of the gene nudt13.L, whose product is annotated as nudix hydrolase 13 L homeolog. The coding region runs from base 316 to 1338 and encodes 340 amino acids. The transcript has 9 exons. The record is from RefSeq and is a predicted model, not a curated record. NCBI's taxonomy places the organism in Eukaryota, Metazoa, Chordata, Amphibia, Anura, Pipidae. Gene Ontology annotation, molecular function: hydrolase activity; pyrophosphatase activity; metal ion binding.